Messenger RNA from Durusdinium trenchii, 720 nucleotides. Lineage: Eukaryota; Dinophyceae; Suessiales; Symbiodiniaceae. The record is from the annotation of a GenBank genome assembly.
AUGCAAGCAUUGCGUGCAGCUAUGGCAGAGCAGAGCAUCGAUGAGCUAGUGUUGUGGCAGCAUGCCGAGUCCUUAAACGAGGCCGAAACGGACGCACAAGUGGGAGUGCUUAAAGCUGCCCUUGAACGAGUGCCAGGUGUGUCCACAACUCAGUUGGAAGAUCUCCGGCAGAGGCAGCGGCGUCGAGCACAGGAGCUUUGCGAUCGUCAGUCUCCGCGCACACGAGAGGUGCAGGUUGAGGAAUCGUUUGCUGAGCCAUACACCGAGCAGGAAGACUAUGAUGAGCAGGAACCCUACACCCAUCACGAGCACUAUUCUGUCUCUGUGCCAUACUCAGAGGAGGAACAGUACGAAGAGAAUGAGCCCUACACCACCAUUGAGAAGCAAGCGGUGCCAGUGGAAGUGACUCACACCGGGAAGACUUGGUAUGGUAAAAAGAAGCGCCGGACCACAUUGGAAACCAAGUGGGUGGACGUGGAAGUGCAAAAGCUCAGGCCAGUCACCCGCACUCGCACAGUGACAAAGUAUAGAACAGAGGAGAGGACGAGGCCAGUGACACUAUACCGGACCGUGACGAGGCAGAGAGCUGUGACGAAAUACCGCACUGCAACUCGCACGGUGCCCCGCACAGUGCAGUACACACGGCCAGUGACGGACUUCUAUCAAACAGCUUUGGGGCAGAUUGUGGAGGAGGUCCGGGCCACCUUUCGUGCGCAGUGA